Molecule: messenger RNA, 2178 nt
Organism: Malaclemys terrapin pileata
Lineage: Eukaryota; Metazoa; Chordata; Testudines; Emydidae
Gene: OTOR
Product: otoraplin
Exons: 4
Coding region: 1341-1739 (132 amino acids)
Biological process (GO): cartilage condensation
Molecular function (GO): protein binding
Source: RefSeq, a predicted model, not a curated record
ACAAUCAUUUAUUCAAGUUCUGUAUAGGUGUUAUAGUUACCAGCCUAGUUGCUCAUGCCAAGUUACUGGCCAGGUACCUUGGUCAUGAGGAUGGAGCCAAGUCUGUGUCAGGUGCACCUGAUGCUCCUGGACGCUCAAAGUCAUCAGUCUUUAGAGUCCAUUCUUAUAGGAAUUAAUUCCUAUGUUAGUCUAUGGAAACUGUUUUAUCCUGCUGUUGCUGACUCAAUCAGCAGAUGGCACAUUCCUGUCCAAAGUGGCACAUUCCAGGUGGUUCCACACUGUUCAAAGUUUGUUGUUUCUCAUCCUUCCAGGUGAUGGGGUGGAUCCCAGUUUACCCUCCGGGGGUUGUUUGGUGGUCCUACUUGACACAUUUUUCCGCCGAUGGAUACUCCCUUUCUAGGCUGGCACCUCCCUAACCAUUUAUGUACAUCAAGCAUUCAUUAACAUACAUUUCAUAUCUUAACCAUAUUUUAAUUUACUGUCUCCACCACUUUCAGGGUGUGUGCUAAUUCAUUUGAGACUCCCAGCCCUUUAAUCACAGAGGGUGGGGGGUCUGUCCUAGGAGCCCUUGAAUGAAGUGAAAAUCACUUAACAGCUUAUAGUGUUUGUUUACAUUGUAUAAAUUACUUCAAGAACAAAGUCAAUUAACUUGUUUGUAAGUUUUACAUAAUAAUAAAGUAUCUUUCACAGGAUAGAUGUAAUCAAUGGUUUCUACAGACAGUAGCUUACAAGUUUUAACAGAAGAUCCAAGAGAUUUUUGUGCUUGGUGAAACUGUUGGAUUUUAAAAUGUGGGGGACAAAUUAUGAGGGGGUCACUGUCACUUGGGGGAAUCACUGUUAGUACCUUCUUUAAUAUCCCUACAUAAGGGCCCUGUAGAAACAAGACAUGGAGACAGUCUGCCCCAGAAAGCUCUGACUUGUCUUUGUAUAUUUCAUGAGAAUCAAGGAUUUAAGGACUUUAAGGGUUGUUGUUUCAUUUGCUGCUUAACGAGGACUGAUUUAUUUUUUUCAUCUUCAGACAAAUUUUGCCUGAGGUGGUGGUGAUAAGAAUAUUAUACUUAAUGAAGGCCUACAGGAAAGUAUAGAAUGUCUCUGUAAUACAGCAGUUUAUUGAAGCAAUGGUACAAAAAGGCUUUGGAAAGGGAUUGUAUUUGGUAAAUAAAACCUGAGGGUCCCCUGGGGCCCUAUGGUUCCUCUUAAAGUAGUGGAAUGUUAACCUAAUCUCUUCCCAUUGGCCAGGGAUGUUUGUCCAGAUGUCUAGCUUUUCCAUAAAAGAUAAGUAUUACCAGACUUGACAUGCAUUUGAGAGAGAAGUGCUAGCAAAGAACAUUGAUAGAAAAAUGACACUAACUAUUGAUUUGGUUAUACUGUUUUUAUGCCUUGGAGUUGUAUAUCCUGGCGUGACUGGAAUUUUUAUGGACAAACUUGCCAGCAAAAAGCUCUGUGCUGAUGAGGAGUGUGUUUACACCAUUUCCCUUGCCAGAGCAGAAGAUGAUUACAACGCACCAGACUGCAGGUUCAUUAAUAUUAAAAAAGGGCAGUUGAUUUAUGUUUAUUCAAAACUAGUGAAAGAGAGAGAAGCUGGAGAGUUCUGGGCUGGAAGUGUGUAUGGUGAGCAGUAUGAAGACCAGAUGGGAACAGUUGGCUACUUCCCUAGCAGUUUAGUCUCUGAGCAGUAUGUUUAUCAAGAAGCUAAUAAGACAAUCCCUACAACGGCCAUUGACUUCUUCUGUGAAUAGUACCGGUAUGUGGCUGGGUCAUCACCAGGCGGAUACCAAGAGACUCUGAUGGAUAUAAAUCUGAAAACCCAUGGCUGACUACUCCGAAUUCUUUCUUUCUUUCUUUCUUGUUUGUAAAAUAAUACGUUUAUUUCUAAAUAAGAAUUUGUUGAAAUGGAGUGAUUGCUGGGGAAAAAAGUUUAAAACGUUAGAUAUAAACCACAUGGCAUAUGCUUCGAAAGUCUUUCUACCUGAAAUUACUUUGUUAUAUUCAUUGGUAAGUUAGCACGCUUUAAACUACUGCAUUGUCAUAUUCAAAGUUAUCUAAUAUUUGAGGUAAGACUUUAAAUAUCUUAUGUUGCAUUUAUUUUCUCACUAUACAAGCACAUUUUAUGUUAUUGAAUAAAAUUACAUUACAAGUGCACAAAGCUGUGUGUGAGACACAAACAAAAGUAAGGAA